AUGUUUCGCAAUGGCGUCCGGAGAUUUUCUACUACCACGUUUCGGGGAAUGGAGAACCUGGUAGCACAAGCCGCGACGCGGAACCCAUAUGGAAUCAGCGUCUCCAAAGCGCAAGGGGUGGUGAAGGGGCUGACUGGAGCAAUCGGGAACACACCUCUCAUCCGCCUCAAUCGGCUCUCAGAAGAAACCGGGUGCAACAUUCUCGGGAAGGCGGAAUUCCAAAACCCAGGAGGCAGUGUCAAGGACCGCGCCGCGUUAUACGUUGUCAAGGAUGCAGAGGAGCGUGGCCUGCUACGGCCUGGCGGCACCGUCGUUGAAGGCACGGCAGGAAACACGGGCAUCGGCCUCGCGCACGUCUGCCGCUCCAAGGGGUACAAGUUGGUGAUCUACAUGCCCAACACUCAAUCGCAAGGCAAGAUCGAUCUACUCAGACUGCUUGGGGCGGAGGUAUAUCCGGUCCCUGCCGUUGCGUUCGAGAAUCCCCAAAAUUACAAUCACCAAGCGAGACGACACGCCGAAUCCCUCGAGAAUGCCGUGUGGACGAAUCAAUUUGACAACACCGCUAAUCGCCGGGCACACAUUGAAACUACCGGCCCCGAAAUUUGGGCACAGACAGAGGGUAAAGUCGACGCUUUCACUUGCGCCACAGGAACCGGCGGUACGCUUGCCGGCGUGACGAGAUACCUAAAAGAAGUGAGCGAUGGUCGAGUGAAAUGUUUCCUCGCCGAUCCUCCCGGUUCCGUUCUUUUCAAGUACAUUUCCAGCGGUGGACAGCUUAUAGAGAGAGGAGGAAGCAGUAUCACCGAGGGUAUCGGCCAAGGCCGAGUCACCGACAACCUUCAGCCAGACGUUGAGCUCCUAGAUGGCGCCCUACAAAUUGUUGAUGAAAAGAGCAUUGAAAUGGUGUACCGCUGUCUGGACGAGGAAGGCCUCUACAUCGGUGCCAGUUCGGCUCUAAAUGUAGUUGCUGCUAAAGAAGUCGCUGAAAAGUUGGGCAAAGGACAUACCGUCGUUACGAUGAUUUGUGACGGUGCUUAUAGAUAUGCGGAUCGGUUGUUUUCUGAUACAUGGUUGAAGAGCAAGAACCUUCGAGAUUCGAUACCCAAGCAUCUUGAAAAGUACAUUGUAUUGCCAUGA
Messenger RNA from Uncinocarpus reesii 1704, 1137 nucleotides. Its product is annotated as cysteine synthase. The transcript is spliced from 2 exons. The record is from RefSeq and is a predicted model, not a curated record. Gene Ontology annotation, molecular function: cysteine synthase activity. Gene Ontology annotation, cellular component: cytoplasm. Bases 1 to 1137 code for a protein of 378 amino acids. Lineage: Eukaryota; Fungi; Ascomycota; Eurotiomycetes; Onygenales; Onygenaceae.